Loa loa (African eye worm) is the source of this 174-nucleotide messenger RNA. RefSeq lists its product as hypothetical. The transcript has a single exon. Lineage: Eukaryota; Metazoa; Nematoda; Chromadorea; Rhabditida; Onchocercidae. The record is from RefSeq and is a predicted model, not a curated record. The annotation marks the transcript as partial.
GUAGAUCCAUGUGCUAAAGUAAACUGUGGAAAGUAUGGUCAAUGUAGAGUUUCAUGGAAUUCUGAAAAUAAAUAUUUCUGCUAUUGUAAUGUGACCCAUUACGGUGAUCAUUGCCAAUAUCGUUUUGAUCAAAAUAAUCCAACAGAUAAUGGUAUGUGCGAUAUUUGUUCCUAA